AUGCCACUCACAGGCGCCCGACUGCUCGUGGCAGCCGCUCUACUCUUCCCCAGCGUCUCACCCUCACCAAUUUUUGACGCCGGUCAAAAAGUUCUCGAUGCGCUCACAGGGACGCGCGACUCUACAGCAACACCACAUAUCCAACAACCAGGUCGCAAGCUAAAUGGGAAAUUUCUGCACAUAACAGAUUUCCACCCCGAUGAAUAUUACAAAGCGCAUUCGUCUACAGCCGAAGGCAUCGCCUGCCACCGUGGAAAAGGCCCAGCUGGAUUAUAUGGCGCCGAGACUACUGAUUGCGACUCGCCCAUGGAGCUUAUCGACGCGACAUUGGACUGGGUACGAAAGCAUGUAAAAGACGACAUCGAUUUUGUUGUAUGGACAGGCGAUACAGCGCGACACGACAGCGAUGAGAAAUUACCACGAAGUGCCACCCAUGUUUUGGACAUGAACAGGAAAGUCGCCAAAAAGGUCGUCAAAGCAUUUUCAGAUGAUGGAGCUCUGACCAUCCCCGUCAUACCGACCUUUGGCAACAAUGACUUCACACCACACAACAUCUUCUAUCCUGGGCCGAAUAAGUGGCUGCAGGCCUAUAGCAACAUAUGGCGUCGGUUUAUACCCGAAGAGCAGCGCCACUCUUUCGCCUUUGGCGGAUGGUUUGAGAUUGAGGUUAUUCCCAACCAGUUGUCCGUCAUCAGCCUCAACACCAUGUACUUCUUUGAUAGAAAUGCUGGUGUUGAUGGAUGUGCCAUUCCCUCGGAGCCUGGUUUCAAGCACAUGGAGUGGCUGAGCGUUCAGCUGCAACGGUUGCGCGAACGUGGGAUGAAGGCCAUUUUGAUUGGCCACGUUCCUCCUGCUCGAACUCAGAAUAAGCAGAAUUGGGACGAGACUUGCUGGCAGAAGUACACACUGUGGCUGAAGCAAUUUCGCGAUGUUGUCACUGGUUCAGUUUAUGGACACAUGAACAUUGACCACUUUCUGUUUCAAGAUACCAAGGAAAUCGACCUGAGUCUCUAUGACCAGUCUGGCGCGUCCCGACAAACCAUGGAUGACGACUUCUCUGUCGAAUCAAAGAGUGAUUACCUGAUCGAGCUCAGAAAGUCCUGGUCUAGCCUACCUGGCGCAGCCGCAAAGACACUGGAAGAGGAUCUUAAUGAUAACGAAGAUGAAGAUGAAGACGACGACGACGACAACGACGCUAACGCGCAAGACGACGAUGUGGACGACUUGAGAAAUAGAAAGAAGAAGGGAAGAAAGGGUAGAAAGAAGAAAGGACACAACAAGAUCGGAGGCAAAUUUGGCGAACGAUACCAAGUCUCUCUUGUCAGCCCCAGUGUUGUCCCCAACUAUCUGCCGACAAUCCGCGUUGUCGAGUAUAACAUCAGCGGCCUGGAAGAUGCUCCAGUGUGGACCGAUUCAUUCGACAUCAAUCCAGAAGCAUCAGAAGAACUCCCUGCCAUGUUUGUAGGACAAGACGAAGAAACCCACCAAGACCUCAAACGAGAUGUUGAAGCUGAGCGAAGAAGGAGAAAGCACAACACCAAGAACAGAAAGGGCAAGAAAGGUAGGAAGGGGAGGAAGGGCAAAAAGAAGCCUAAGAACCCCGAGCUCGUGGUACCCGAGGAUCCUCCCAAGGGAUCUCUUCCUGGACCAGCGUACUCUCCCCAGACCUUCACCUUUAUGGGAUAUACACAAUACAUUGCCAACCUCACCUACAUCAACAACGAUAUCAGAGAUUUGGAAGGGACAAAAAAGUGGCGAGAUGGUGACUUUAGUGAUGAAGUACCGAGCCACGACAAGCCAAGGCCCAAGAAGUUCCACUAUGAUGUUGAAUACAGCACGUUUACCGACAAGAUUUUCAACCUGCCUGACUUGACAGUCCGAAGCUAUUUGAAGCUGGCGACUAGGAUCGCCAAGAGAAAGGCUAAGAAGGGCAAGGGCAAGUCAGUUGAAGAGUACAACGAGGACUUUGAGGAUGAUUCGGACGACGAUGAAGAAGAUGAUCUUGAUACCGAGUUUCCAGAGUAUGAUGACGAAGACGCCGAGUCCGAUCUUAGAAGCGCUAGAAAGGGCAAGAAGGGAAAGCACAAACGGAAGAAGACCAACAAGGUCUGGAAGCACUUCCUUCAAGAGGCUUUUGUCAACACAGUUCCUGAGAAACAGCUCAAGAAGUGGUCACGGAGAUGA
Molecule: messenger RNA, 2184 nt
Organism: Fusarium sp. VM40
Lineage: Eukaryota; Fungi; Ascomycota; Sordariomycetes; Hypocreales; Nectriaceae
Source: the annotation of a GenBank genome assembly